Molecule: messenger RNA, 465 nt
Organism: Hyposmocoma kahamanoa
Lineage: Eukaryota; Metazoa; Arthropoda; Insecta; Lepidoptera; Cosmopterigidae
Product: gelsolin-like
Exons: 3
Biological process (GO): actin filament severing; barbed-end actin filament capping; actin polymerization or depolymerization
Cellular component (GO): cytoplasm; actin cytoskeleton
Molecular function (GO): actin filament binding; phosphatidylinositol-4,5-bisphosphate binding
Source: RefSeq, a predicted model, not a curated record
CCUACAGCCGAUAACGCAUUUACGACUGUAAACACGUAUCACGCCUUCAAUACUUUUCCAGGUGUCCGUUAUCUCGAUGGUGGUCAUGCAUCUGGCUUCAGCCACGUGACCAUCAACCCAGGAGCUGAGAAACGGCUCUUCCAGAUUAAGGGCAAGAGAAAUGUGCGCGUCAGGCAGGUGGAACCUUCGGUGACAUCAAUGAACAAGGGCGAUUGUUUCGUGCUGGAUGUGGACCAUACAAUCUAUCUCUAUGUGGGUGAAAAGGCUGGUCAUGGUGAGAGGUUGAAGGCCAUAUCCGUCGCUAACAAGAUCAGAGAUCAGGACCACAAUGGAAGAGGAAACGUUGAGAUUAUUGAUGCGUAUUCGAACGAGUCAGACUUGGAGAAGUUCUUUGCCGCGCUGGGAUCUGGAAAUAAGGAUUCCGUUCCUGAGGAUACAGCAGGUGGCAGUGAUGAGGUGAGUUUA